GGGGCCUGACGGGAGUUGUAGUUCUUUGCCCCGAGGUUAAAGGCGGAGUGGAGCGGAGCGCGGGCGUCGCCGUCGCCGAGGGCCAGGGCAGGUGAGGUCACUGAGGCCCAGAGAAGUGAAGUGACUUGCCCAGAGUCACACAGCUGACUCAGAUUCUGAUGCUGGUACAGGUGCGACGGACUUUCCUAAGCGCUCUGAGCUGGAGCCGGAGGCGAAGCGUGUCGGUGCAGCCCUCCAGAGGCAUGAGACUGGUCCAGUUUCAGGCCCCUCACGUCCCGGGGACCCGCCUGGGGCUGGAGGAAGCCAACGGCGGAGGAGUCAUCGACCUCAACGCCUUUGACCCCAGUCUGCCCAAGACCAUGCGAGAGUUCCUGGAACAGGGAGAAGCCGCGCUGUCCGUGGCAAAGAGGGCCCAGGAGUCCGGGCAGCCGGCCCUGAAGCGGUCCGGCGUCACCCUCCUGUCGCCCAUCACCCGGCCGGACAAGGUGGUGUGUGUGGGCUUGAACUAUGUGGACCACUGCCAGGAGCAGAACGUGCCCGUGCCCACAGAGCCCAUCAUCUUCAGCAAGUUCCCCAGCUCCAUCGUGGGCCCCUACGACGACAUCGUGCUGCCCCCGCUGAGCACGGAGGUGGACUGGGAGGUGGAACUGGCCUUCGUGAUUGGGAAGGAAGGGAAGAACAUAAAGGCCGCGGAUGCCAUGAGUCACGUGGCCGGCUUCACGGUGGCCCACGACGUGAGCUCCCGGGACUGGCAGAUGAAGCGCAACGGGAAGCAGUGGCUGCUGGGAAAGACCUUUGACACUUUCUGCCCCCUGGGCCCCGCUCUGGUGACCAAGGACAGCGUAGCAGAUCCUCACAAUCUCAGCAUCCAGUGCCGGGUCAACGAGGAGCUGGUCCAGAACAGCAACACCAAGCAGAUGGUGUUCAAGACCGAGGCUCUGGUCGCCUGGGUCUCUCAGUUCGUGACCCUGUAUCCUGGGGAUGUCUUCCUGACCGGGACACCUCCGGGCGUUGGUGUCUUCAGGAAGCCGCCUGUCUUCCUCAAGAAGGGAGACAGGGUCCGGUGUGAGAUUGAAGGGCUGGGGACCAUUGUCAACAACGUGGUGUGAAGGGCUGGAGGACGGGACCGAGGACGGUGCCGGCGGGCCAGCUACCUUUGCAGGGGUUUUAAACAGCUGGACACUGCCCACUCCGGACUGAUCACCACCCCGGCAAUCCCCAAUCAAGCUCAAUGGAAGAGAAUAAAUUCUUUUAAUACGGUCA
Molecule: messenger RNA, 1263 nt
Organism: Ornithorhynchus anatinus (platypus)
Lineage: Eukaryota; Metazoa; Chordata; Mammalia; Monotremata; Ornithorhynchidae
Gene: FAHD2A
Product: fumarylacetoacetate hydrolase domain containing 2A
Exons: 9
Coding region: 159-1109 (316 amino acids)
Molecular function (GO): hydro-lyase activity
Source: RefSeq, a predicted model, not a curated record